Molecule: messenger RNA, 3578 nt
Organism: Sclerotinia trifoliorum
Lineage: Eukaryota; Fungi; Ascomycota; Leotiomycetes; Helotiales; Sclerotiniaceae
Source: the annotation of a GenBank genome assembly
UUUCUUGUGUCUUGCAUCCCCCUUCCCCAGCCAUUUCUUAUCGUGAACAUUCCUCGAUCAUUCAACAUUCAACAUUCAACCUUCAACCUUCAACCUUCAACCUUCAACCUUCUGACCUUCUUUUUGGACAAUUUUGAUUUCCUUUUCUCUUUUGCCUCUGUAUUCAUUUAAACAAUCUCAUACAAUCUGGCGUGCAGGCAGAAGAAGAGGAUUACUAGAAGAUCAAGUAAUAGAUUAAAGUCAAGAUCUCGUUUGCCUCAUCUUCUCCAUCCACGAACUCCCCUUCCUCCUCGACCAACUCUUCUUACUAGGAUACGGGCAACAACCAAAGCCGAGAAUACUUUUGCGAAUUUUGUCAUUCCUCUAGCUGGUUUUUUGACCGCGGUGUCGACGCGUCUAUACGAUAUGGGUGCCUCUACCAAGAAGCUGCAGGAGCAACGGCAGCCGAGUGUAGUAGAACAAGUGCUAAAUAUGUGCACAUCGUCUUCGAGACAUGUAGAUGAUGGUUCAGAGGAAGCACCACUUCUUCGAAAAGAAGCCAAUAGCUCAGAAGACUCUUAUUCAACUUCUCGCUCUUGGAAAAUCAAAAGUCAAAACGCGAAAUGGAGAUGGUUUGCUCAAAAUACCUUUAGGGUUCUGGGCGUCUUGUUGGCAACAAUUAUGAUCGUUACUGCUUGUCUAUUCUUUACCGGUAUGAAUUUUUUGAUAUUCCUCACUUCACCGUCUAAUUGUCCUAAUCCAACUCCAACGUUAAAAGAUGUCCACAAAUUCUAUCUCAUUGUAGAGAUAUUCUAGGAUAAGUUGCGGAUCACUAACUUUGAAAUCAAACCAUAGUUUUCAUACCUCAGAAGCGAGUUCUCCAACAAAGUACAUGCGAUUCUCCAGCAUGCGUUCAUGCUGCUUCCGAGAUUUUAUACAACUUAUCUCCCAAAUAUAAGGAGCUUGACGCGUGCUCGAAUUUCGAGGAAUUGGUCUGCGGAGGGUGGAGAGAUCACCAUGAUUUGAGGCCUGAUCAAGGGGAUGCCUUCACAGGAACGAUCAUGAGUGAAAAUUCACAAACUUUAUUGAGGCAUAUUUUGGAGGGAGAAUAUCCCAAAGAAUCUAGGGUUAGCAACACUCAAUCUCCGGUAAUACGAUAUAGCUAAUAUAUGAUAGCACUCGAGCUUCUCUCCGGCCAUGUUAUCAACAUCUCCCGCUUCCCUGGACGAAGAGAAUUUUGACAAGCUUAAAGCAGGCUAUGAUGCAUGCAUGAACGAAACGGAAAUCAAGAGUGUCGGCAUCACCCCCUUGCAAGACAUAACUCAACAAGUGACGGAUAUCUUUUCGGCGGAAAAUUCUAAACACAUGCUCCUCAAGUCGGAGGAUUAUGGUAGCCUUGCGGAUACUAUAGAAUACAUGGCGAAAUUGGGGUCUUCGGCAUUUAUAUCAUCUGGCACAGGACCGGAUGACAAGGAUCCUGACACCGUCGUCAUCCAGGUUUCACCACCAUACAAAAUUGGUCUCCCAUCCAAGGAAUAUUAUGAUGAUGAAAAGGUAGUGAAGGACUAUACCCAAACGAUUGCAAAGGUCAUUCCCAAGUUUUUGCCAGAGCAUCAAACCUCUACCAAACAUUCAUCUGACAGUACUGGUAUACAAGAGAAAGCAACGAACCUUGCAGGUGGUGUAGUUGCCCUGGAGAAGAAGUUAGCAGCUGCCUCUCCAAAUAACGAGGACAGAAACGACGUCACGAAAUACUACAAUCCAAUGUCACUUGAAGAGGCUGAUAAGCUGACCCCAGAAAUUCAUCUUUCAGACAUAAUCCAUAGCUUGGUUCCCGCAGAUGUUCGACUCGAUCGCUUAAUUGUUGCAUCACCACAGUACAUGCAUGCGUUAUCUGGCAUACUGAACACUACUCCGAAAGAGGUAUUACAGACAUACUUCAUUUGGAAGCUUAUACAGACGUUCUAUUCCGAGAUCGAAGCAGAUGAGUUAAAACCAUACCGUCAAUUCAUCAAUGAGCUUCAAGGGAAAGAUCCAAAUUCGGAACCUGAACGAUGGCGCACUUGCGUUUCGCAUGUUGACGAUGGACUCGGCUGGAUUUUGAGUCGAUUCUUCGUUGAAAAGGCCUUUUCUGCUGAGGCCAAGGACUUUGGAGACCAAAUUGUCUCUGAUAUUAAAGAUAUGUUCAUUGAAAAGCUCAAGGCAACUACUUGGAUGGAUUCAAGUGUCGUUGAUUUAGGUAUUGAAAAAGUGCACAAAAUUGUUCAGAAAAUUGGAUAUCCCUCAAAGGUAUGUCGAUGUCUGAUAUUGUGAACUGCAUGUACUAAUUGUCGAGAUAGAGCCCAGACAUCAUGGAUCCGCAAUCUCUUCAUAACUACUAUGACUCGGUCAAGGUAUCGGAAUCAACUUACUUCAAAAAUUCCCUGGACAUGAGGCGAUUUGAAAUUGCCCGUGGAUGGUCAAGCUUGGGAAGACCAGUCGAUAGAGAAGAAUGGGGUAUGACGGUACCAACGGUUAACGCCUACUACAAUCCGCCAGGUAAUGAGAUUGUCUUCCCGGCUGGUAUCAUGCAAUUCCCAGUUUUCGACGUAGCAGUUCCUCAAUAUCUUAGCUACGGUGCUUUCGGAGCUGUUUCCGGACACGAAUUAUCACACGCAUUUGAUUCUACAGGUCGUCAUUAUGACCAAAAUGGAAACUACACAGACUGGUGGACACCAACUACAGUUGCCGCAUUUAAAGAACGCGCCCAAUGCUUCAUUGACCAAUAUGGUAACUACAGCAUUCCUGGUCCAGACGACAAACCCCUUUACGUCAAUGGUAAACUCACCCUAGGUGAAAACAUUGCUGAUGCAGGAGGAUUAUCUGCCUCGUAUGCUGCUUGGAAAAGACGUCAAGGAGAAAGUAAUGAUAAGAAUCAAAAUUUACCAGGAUUAUCGGAGCAUUUCUCACAAGAUCAAUUGUUCUUUGUUAGUUAUGCUAACUGGUGGUGUGGAAAGAGUACUAAGGAAACUGCAAUAAGUCGACUGUACACGGAUCCACAUGCGCCGAAAUGGGCGAGAGUAUUGGGGACGAUGGCGAACAGUAGGGAAUUUAAGAAGGCAUUUAGUUGUAAGGAGAAGGAACCGGUUUGUGAGUUGUGGUAGGGUCUGGGUGUUUGGAUGGUGGAGAUGGAAAUGAGGAUGUGGUAUGGAUUUGACCUGGCACGGUAGGAAUCUUGAUGGGAUGGGAUUGCAAUGGAGGUUGUUAGAUGGUAUGAUUAAGGCUAUUGGGAAAGGACUUCCAUGGAUGCAUGGGAAUUUGAUAAGAGAUUGUAUAUUGAUAUGGUUAGGAAGGAUACGUAUACGCAUACAUAUGGAUAUGGAUAUGGGGACGGAUAUGAAUACGAGAAUAGGUUUUAAUGCGAUGAAUUGAGGUUGGUCUUGGUAAUGGAGGCGUGUACAUGUAUAUGGUAUUAUACACGCGGAAGGAGAAACCGAAGAGAAAGGGUGUUGGUUAAUAUUAUAUGUUAUAACGUAAUUGAAAGUACUCAAAUAUAUAUAUAGUGUACGAAAAUGAAACUUUUUGCAAUUGAAUUUUAAAUUUACAUGUAAAUUAUUUGU